UUAAAUCUUCAGAUUUGCAAAUUCGUUGAAUGAUGGAGAAAUUGGGUGUUCAGUUGCAGAAACCACCAAGCUUCUUAUUCCUUCAGUGUCGGAAAACAAUGAGUGUGCUGCAAGUGUUCUUCUUCUUCUUCUUGCUCGCUGGUUGUUCUGAGAUCACCAAAUCUAGUGUUGUGCGUAAGAUGGAAGACUCUCAUCAACCUGUCACGCUACAGCAAAGUGAUGACAAGGUGGUGAUGUAUAAUGGGAUCGUUAGCGCUACGGUGUCGCGGCCAGACGGCAAUUUGAUAGGAUUAUCAUAUAAUGGCAUUGAUAACCUUCUUGAACCUCUUACUCGUGCUGAUAAUAGAGGUUAUUGGGACUUUUCUUGGAACCCACUUAGUGGCCGCAGUAACUAUUACAGAUUCAAAGGGACAAAGUUUUCUGUUAUAAUGGAGAACGAAGAUCAAGUUGAAGUUUCUUUCUUAUACACAUGGAAUUCUUCCUUGCCUUCAGGAAACAUCCCAAUGAAUAUAGAUAUAAGGUAUAUUUUACGGAGAGGCAGCUCAGGGUUAUAUUCAUAUGCCAUAUUUGAGCGUUCAGAAGAUUUUCCUGCAAUUCGGGUGGAUGUCUUUAGGCUCGCUUACAAGCUCAGCCAAGGCCUGUUCCACUACAUGGCUAUAACAGACGAAAGGCAGAGAGAAAUGCCCACUGCUCAAGAUAGAUCCAAAGGCCAAACCCUUGAUUAUCCUGAAGCUGUCCUCUUAACCCAUCCUAGCAACCCUGAAUUCUUCGGAGAGGUGGAUGAUAAGUACAUGUACUCGGUUGAGAACAAAGACAACAAAGUUAGCGGAUGGGUCGCUUUUAACAGUACCAAUUCUUCAUCAAUGGGGUUCUGGAUGAUUACACCUAGCAACGAAUUCCGAAAUGGUGGACCUACCAAGCAAAGUCUCACCUGUCAUGUUGGUCCUGUCACCCUCAACUCUUUCGUGAGCCCGCACUAUGCUGGGUCGAAGGACAUAUCCAUGAUAUUCAAAGAAGGAGAGACCUACAAGAAGGUAUUCGGCCCCACUUUUCUGUACCUCAACACUGUUGCCAACCCCCGUGAUUCUCAAACUCUCUGGGACGAUGCUAAAAACCAGAUGCAAAAGGAAGUUGGAAGCUGGCCGUAUGAUUUUCCUCAAUCAAAAGAUUUCAUUCCAUCCAAUCAACGGGGAAAAGUGUCUGGACAAUUGCUAAUCAGAUGGUACCCUACAGGUGUUACAUUAUUUAACGUUAGUAAUGCUUACGUUGGUCUAGCCCUCCCAGGAGAUGAAGGAUCAUGGCAAACAGAAAGCAAGGGUUAUCAAUUUUGGACCCAAACUGAUAGUAGCGGCUUCUUCACUAUACAAAAUGUUGUGCCCGGGGACUACAACUUGUAUGGUUGGGUCCCUGGCAUUCUUGGUGAUUACAAAUAUGAGUAUGACAUUACCAUCAAAUCAGGAGAUGACAUCCAAUUAGGUCAAUUAUACUAUUGGCCUCCAAGAACUGGUCCUACGGUUUGGGAAAUUGGAAUUCCUGAUCGAUCAGCUCAAGAGUUUUAUGUGCCCGACCCAUAUCCUAGUCUCGUUAACAACUUAUACCUAGGAAAGCCCAAUGACAGGUUUAGACAGUACGGCUUGUGGAAACGUUAUACUGAAUUAUAUCCAACUAACGACCUCGUUUACCAUGUGGGUGUUAGUGAUUAUUCCAAAGAUUGGUUCUACGCUCAGGUUCCCAGGGACCUAGGAAACAGCACAUACAGUGCAACAACAUGGGAGAUAAGAUUUGAACUCCCAUUUGUCAUUAGAGGAAGUUACACACUACAUAUUGCCUUAGCAUCAACCACUAGUUCUCGCUUAAUCGUUUGGGUCAAUAAAGGCGGGAAUCGUCACCUGAGGUUCAAUACAGGAUUAAGAGGAGAGGACAAUGCGAUAGCAAGGCAUGGCAUCCAUGGAUUGUAUUGGAGAUACAACUUUCAAGUACCAAGCUCUCUACUUGUCACAGGAACCAACUCCAUUUACCUCACACAACCUAAGGCUAAAUCUCCUCUUCAAGGAAUUAUGUAUGACUAUAUCCGUUUUGAAAGCCCCACGCUUUUUGGCUCUCCUAAUCAUAAUUAAUUAUUUUCUAGCUUAUAGAUCGAGCGAGCUAUUAAUAAUGAGCCAGGAUGUGUGUAUCUGUGUUGAUUGCAUGUUUUUUUUUUUUCCAAAAUCUUUGAUUUUUAUUCCAUCGGUUGGGUGAAAAAUGAGUUGUACUGUUCAUGACUCAUGAACAUAUUAUAAUUUUUAUGUAAAUCUUUUAAUGGUUGCAUUGGUCAAAUUAUAAAAGUACGCAGUUUAUGC
Messenger RNA from Neltuma alba, 2339 nucleotides. Its product is annotated as rhamnogalacturonate lyase-like. Gene Ontology annotation, biological process: carbohydrate metabolic process. The coding region runs from base 30 to 2117 and encodes 695 amino acids. The record is from RefSeq and is a predicted model, not a curated record. Gene Ontology annotation, molecular function: catalytic activity; carbohydrate binding. NCBI's taxonomy places the organism in Eukaryota, Viridiplantae, Streptophyta, Magnoliopsida, Fabales, Fabaceae. The transcript is spliced from 16 exons.